AACAGUUUGAACAUUCCUUUUCCGCCACAAAACAACGGUAUCAUGGGAGGAGGCUCUGGUAGUGGAGGAGGAACAUAUUCUUCUGCAACAACAUCCUCUUCUUAUAGUACGACACCCACUAAUCACACCUCACCUUAUUCCACAAGUUCCUCUCCGGGUUAUCAUUCACCAAACGUGUCCAAAUCUCAUUAUAAUCCACCACUGAAAAAAUAUGUCUUACAACCUCCCGCUAAACUAUUACCUUAUAGCAAGUCAAUGCCUUCCAUGGGUUAUCCUGGCAUGUUUCCUCAACGUAUCAAUCAAGAAGAAGAUAUUCUGACCGAAUCCAAUGUGCGGAGUGGAUUUGUUGAUAAACCGGCUGUAUCUAAUGAACAAACUUGUGCACAUGAUAUUAUAUUUGGGAAAUUACAAGAUGAUCAACGACUUUUAAAUGAAAUGGGUGGAUUUAUGGUAGAAGUACUCAAACGGAAAAGAAAAGCUGCUAGGAUAACAGGAACUCCUUCAUUCAAACCUCCAACUCGUACUGCUUUGAUGGAAUCGAAGAAAGAACAAUGGAUUCAAGAAUUGGCUAAUGGUGCUGUCCCUUUACGAAAACUAUCACGAAACGUUCCUCAUGGUUAUAAGGGUGAAAAAUUGUUAGAAACUCUGGCAGCAAGACAAGUUCCUUUUUUACGUGCUACAUGGUAUAUCAAGGUGGUUGGAUUAUCUGAAAUGGCUCAACGAAAUGUUAGUAAUGCUGGAUCAAAUACAUCGCAUGCAUACAAUUGGACAGUGAUUGUGACUGGACAUCUCAAGAAACAAUUAGCAGAUCUGAUUCCACUUUCAUCAAAUAGUACUACUGGCUCGAUGCGAGGAUAUAGGAAUUCAAAUGUUCCCGGUGUAAGCGGUACAGCAAUGGGUGGCGGUGGGAGCAAUGAUAAUCAAGUGAAACCAUGGGCUACUCCUGAAACCAAGGCUCGCUUCGAAUCACGAUGGGCCUAUAGCACCAAACUGGCUCGAUGGCAAUAUUGUGAAGGAUUAUUAGAUCAAAGAAAUUUUUUGAAAUGGUCAUUAGAUACUCUUGCGUCAAGUAACUCUUUUGAAAUCAUGUGGUUGGUACUGACCGGACUUGUACAAGAUUAUGUGGAUGAAUAUAGACGAAACAGAACUUUGACAAAAUUAUUGAUUGAAACCUUGAUCAAAGCAUACAGCGCUGUCUUACAAUGCUCCAAACUCAACAAUUCUAUAUCUACUCCUACUACUACUACUGCUAAUCCAAUCAAUGUAUUUACUGGACUCAAGCGUGAUAUCGAAAGGACUCUUCAGUCAUUGUUUUUAUCUAGUCCUGAUAUGUUUGUCAUUCCAAAAUUAUACCACCAAUACCGACCAUUAUUUGAAAUGAUCCUAGGUGAACAAUCGCGUCUGAAAGUAUCAAAAACAAUGCCUGAUAUUUGCAAGGUCAUGGAAUCUUAUUGGGAAAUGAUGAAGGCACGCAAUGAAAUUUUUUAUACUCCAAGGUCAAGUGUCAAAGGAUCUAUUAACAGUACUUCUGAACGAUCGGGUGUGGAUGAAGAACGUAUUGUACAUACUUUGGAUUCUAUCGGUCGAUAUGCGGAUUCUGGUCAUUUACUACUUGGGAACAGCAACAACAUUGCAUGGGCGGAUAUGAAAGGUCAUUCAUCGGUUACUGCUACUGCAGCGAUAUUCAGCGGAUGCAUCAAUGCAAGCACAGGCAAUAUACAAAAGCAGCCGCUCAACCAAGUCAUUCAAAUCCUUUUCCUGGACGAUCAAAUGGUGGAUCAACUUCCUUUGAAUACCCCAGCAUCCUUUUUAUAUGAUACAUUUGUUAGAAUGCAAUUGUUUUCCUACCAUCGGUAUUUGAACAGAUUGACAGCACGUGGUCUUUUAGAACAGUCUCAACGAAAACAACCAAAUGCCGUACGAUGUCUCCACCAUUUGAAAUCACUACCAUUAUUACAUCCAGUUCCAGCACAUUUGGUGAAUCAACGACGUGUGGCUCUUUAUGGGUCUCGAAGGGAAGGCGGCGACUAUGAAAGCCGAUUGGAAACAAAAGCUAUAGAACAACUACAAUAUCUGGCAAAGCAAUGGAUUAUGGGCACUAGGACAACUAUUGAAUCAACUUUGAAUGGGAAUCAAAGCGGGUUGACUCUAUUUGGGAAGAAUGCGGAGGAUAUGACAGAACCAAUGGCUAACGAUACACCUGACGCUUUUGAUCUCUCUUUAUCGGAUAAAUUUGAACAACAAAUGCAACAACUGAUGGAUGGCUCGACUAGGUAUGUGAUCAUUCAAUUCACUAGUGAAUGGCUUGUCAACGAGGUGAAACGAUUUGUAGUCAAGAAUGUACAGAUUGGUGAAGACAAUUGGCGUGUGAUGACAUCUCCUGGCUCGUGUCUACUCAACGCUCGUCAGUACGUGGCUCUUAUUAAGAUAUUGGAAUGUGCCAAGGACUAUAUGAACAUUGUACAGGUGGCAGUUUGGGUAUUGGAAAAAACAAACGAAAAAUCAGUACUACAACUUGUGAUCGACACUCUCCGGCGGUAUGCAAAUAUAUGGAAAUUGAUGAAUCUUGGCAAACUAGUAACGCAAACACUAUGGAACAAACAUCAAUCAUUACAAACACGUGGUACGCGCGAACGGUGUGUGAUGAUAUACAUGGUUCAGUUGGUUCAAGAAGGACAUAUGAUAUCGGAUGACAUGCGAUUACAAUUACAAAAGGAUUUACAAAUGCGACCUAAGGUCCGUGGUAGUCGUCGUACGCCGGUGUCUAUGACAGAAGAAUUACAACAAGUGAUCAACAGCAAUGGAUCUAAAACAUCAAUACAAAAUGUGGUGGAAUCUCUUUGUGUAAGUUAUCAAUAUCAAAAUGCUGCUCUUUGGAUUGGGCUUGUAUUGGAUGGCACAGUCAGCGUUAUUCAGCAAUGGAACAAGAAAACAACCAUGUACGGUGGAAGUCAUCAAAGUGUACAGCAACAACAACAACAAAUGACAUUACAGCGGUUCCUUUGUGCAUAUGCAGAUAUUAUCAAGGAUAUUGUAGACCAAUGUACACUCACUGGAGAAAUCAAUGAUGCUCUUGUCGACUGGUUAUCCAACAAGGUGACUGUUGUGGAAGAAUUACGACAACCUCAAUCGUGGAUGGCUCUCUUCAUUUGUCUUUUGGCGUCACGAGGACUUGUUAGUUUGGAAUCUCUCUUUUAUCGAUUCACUUUACCCUGGUUUGAUCAAGUCAGUCAGCAUUUUAUUCAAGAUGAUGUAUUUGAUAACACAAACAAUGGUAACAACAAUCAACAAUGGCUACAAGUAUUUGAAAACAUGAUGGUAUUGAUUCGACUUUUGGUCGUUCAAGAACGGUGCUACUGGGUUCAACAAGAAGAAGACACUGUGAUGGAUGAUACUAGUGGAACUUAUCAACAACCUUGGGUGUUACAAGCUGAAGAAGUUUUUCGAUUAGAGACGUUACGACACACACAAUUGGCUUGUAGUUUAGAUCGAAUAGAACCUAUGUUUGCUCUCAUGGAAAAAUUGGUACUUAUCGCAAGUAGUUUGCCUUUAAGCAGUCCUUUACUUCAAGAAUUAGUUAUACUUAGGGCGGAUUUACUACAAAUUGGCUGGUUUCGACAAGCAUGUGUUCGAGAUCUUCAUGGGGUUUAUCAACGAUUCUCUUCUCAUGGAACUGAAGCUAGCACGGAGAAGAAGGUUAAGAAGAAAAUGCUUAGUAUUGUGGAUGAAUUGAUUGGCGGUACUUUGGCAGAUAUCGGACACCAUCAUCAUCAUCAUCACCAUCAUCAUCAUUUGCAUCAUGCUGCUUUGGUUCAAGAACCUGAUUUUAUUGAUAAAAUUCGACGUAUUUUUGUCAAUGUAAGUCAAUGGAAUGAAGAACAAUGUCGCGUACAAGUCAGUUUACUAUUGGACAAUAUCUUACUAUCAGACGGUGGCAAUGGACAAGACCCAAACAAUCCUCAUAUUCUUGGUGGUGAUGAUAUUACGAUGAAUGCUAAUGACAAACAACAAGGCAAUGAUGAUGGAUUAUUGAUCAAUGAUAGAACGGCUAACAAGGAACUUGACGCUUUUGUACGAUUCUUUUUCAAUAUUGUUUUAUCCGAUGAAGGUCAGCACCAACGACGAUCUUUAUUCUUCAAGAAUAUUAUACAUGGUUUACGUGAACGGGUGUUAUUGGAACUGCUGAAUUACGGUGUGCGACUUUUAGAAGGUUCUACAUCCACUCCAUCACCUGUACAUUCAUCAUCCGUGGCGCCUUUUCCCAACAAUAUCUUAUUACUGUCUUCAGUUGACGAAUGCUUUGAUUCCGACAAAUACAAGUAUAAAAGCAGAGCGUUCUUCAAUAUUAUGCAGCAUAUGAUGGCACAGAAUAUUUGGGGAAAUAACAAGAAGAUUGCACUGGUCAAGACUUUACAUCAACAAAUUAAAAGGUUUCAGUCUGGAUUAUUGAUUUAUCAAGUCAUGCAAGAUGCUCACACCACAUUUGCACGUGCGGUAGCAGCUUUGGAUUUGACCAAGAACAAUGUCGAUGCUGCCGUUGCAUUAUUAACAACAGAGGGUCUAAUAUCGGAACCGACUGAUUCUUCAAUUACACUUCAUGAUUUGCGAACAAGUUUACUGAUACGGAUGCGAUUAGUGGUACCAUUUGCCUCUUUGAUCUGGGAAUAUCCAAAAGAGGAUGAGUGUGACGCUCUUUCCUGGAUACGUAUCUUGGUGAUUCUAUUAGGAAACCCGAUUGUCCAUGGAAAUGGUAGUCAAGAACAAUUUUUUGAAUUUGUACUUGAUUUUGUAUCGUUGAUUAUUGAUGAAGUACCCAAGGAAUUACGGAAGCCUACCCUAUCAUUACUAUCAACACUUCAUCAUCAUGGCGAACUUUCAACUAUACCCGUGAUGUUUCAAAGUCGGGUGAAUCGUAUCUUACCAUUCUCAACGCAUAAUAUUUAUCUCACUAAUAGUCGACUAGCCACAGGAAUUCUUGGAGCAACAACAACAACAGAUCCGUUACAGCAACAACAACAUCUGGAAACAUGUAUGGAACAAUCAAGACCUUGGGAAUGGUUAGAGGAUUAUGUCAGUGAUCCUCCACAUGAUAAUGAUGUACCUAUCAAUUUGGGUCUAUUCAGGGCAAGAAAAUCAAGAAGGGUGGAUGGAACAUAUAUUCGAUGUAGAACAUAAUGUACAUUUAUAUAUAUAUAUAUUCUUAUCAUUACUAAAACUCGUAUUACUUAUUAUUAUUAUCAUGUCGUCCAUUUUAUUAUACCUUUACAUAUUUGUUUCUCCUGUUAUCUAUUAUUUUGUUAAUAAAGUUAACAUUGUUGCAUAUCUCUCUC
This is a messenger RNA of Halteromyces radiatus, 5330 nucleotides long. RefSeq lists its product as uncharacterized. The transcript is spliced from 13 exons. The record is from RefSeq and is a predicted model, not a curated record. Gene Ontology annotation, biological process: regulation of transcription by RNA polymerase II. Gene Ontology annotation, molecular function: transcription coregulator activity. Gene Ontology annotation, cellular component: mediator complex. NCBI's taxonomy places the organism in Eukaryota, Fungi, Mucoromycota, Mucoromycetes, Mucorales, Cunninghamellaceae. Bases 43 to 5175 code for a protein of 1710 amino acids.